Molecule: messenger RNA, 2131 nt
Organism: Apodemus sylvaticus (European woodmouse)
Lineage: Eukaryota; Metazoa; Chordata; Mammalia; Rodentia; Muridae
Gene: Tm6sf2
Product: transmembrane 6 superfamily member 2
Exons: 11
Coding region: 584-1906 (440 amino acids)
Biological process (GO): lipid homeostasis; regulation of lipid metabolic process
Cellular component (GO): endoplasmic reticulum-Golgi intermediate compartment membrane; endoplasmic reticulum membrane
Source: RefSeq, a predicted model, not a curated record
CAGACUUUACCCCAGGCAGAGGAAAAAGAGGCCUCCAAACGCUUCAUAAAAUGUGCAUGUGCUGGUGUGUACUGGGCACAACUGGAGUGGGGGUGGGGCCUGUCUAGAGGCAGAGACCUGGGAGCUGGGCUGUCUCAUACACUGCUCACUGCAUAGCUGCAGGAGCCCGGCUGGAGGCUGUGGUGGACAGGGGGCUUUCCAGCACCAGUCUUUGCAGCUCCAUCCGGUUGGUGCUGCCCUGGGCCCUCCCCAGAUCUCUCCAGCUAGUCAGAAGUCCUCAAGAGAGUAAGGAGGAUGAUAAAUCUGAAUACCCCGCAGUCCUGCUCCUCUGGUCUUCCAUCUUCCCAAUGUUUCCCCCUCCCAAGUCCAAAGACGAAGAUCUGGUAAACACGGACAUAGCACAAACGACCAAAAGUUUGCAGCCAUGAAAGGCAGAGUUGAGGGAAGGGCUAAGUAGGAGGAGUGUGGCCAGGGGCUGGGCUGUAGCUGUGUGCAAGUGAGGGCAAGGCCUGGGGGCGGGGCCGCAUAGGGUGUGGCUGCGCUCCUGAAGCUCCCUCGGUGUGUAGGGCUGGGAGGGUUGUGAAUGGGGCUUAGGGAAGGGACUAUUGUGGACUUGGUGAAGGGACAUCUCUACAGUCCAGCCUCACAGGGUGGCGGGGCGACCUUUGCGCAGGGCAGGUUCCUGGCAACCCAGAGCUCUGACGCGCUGCGAUCACGGAGCCAAGCGUCCCAGAGGCCUCGCCGGGGUCGUAGUGCUGCUGCCAUGGACGACAUCCCGCCCCUAGCCGGCAGGACUGUGGCGAUGUCGCUCUGCGCCCUGCCGGUGUCCUACGUACUCAACCAAGUUUCGGCGUUCUCACAGCCCCUGUGUGUGGUGCUGACGAGUGCUCUGAUACUGGGUCUGCUCUUCGUGGCAGUCUACAGCCUAUCUCAUGGGGAGAUCACCUAUGACCCUCUCUAUGCUGUCUUUGUGAUCUUCUCCUUCACCUCGGUGGUCGACCUUGCGAUUGCACUCCAAGAAGAUGGCUACAUGAUGGGCAUCAUGGAUUUCUACACCAAGGAGGUAGGUGAGCCCUACCUACGCACAGCGCACGGCAUCUUCAUCUGCUACUGGGAUGGUGCUGUGCACUACCUGCUCUAUCUGGCAAUGGCUGGUGCCAUCCGCAAAAGGAAAAGGUACCGGAACCUUGGGCUCUACUGGCUGGGCUCCUUCGCCAUGAGCCUCCUGGUGUUUCUCCCGGGAAACAUCCUUGGUAAAUACAGCUCAGAGGUCAGACCUACAUUCUUUCUUGCCAUCCUGUACAUGCUGGUUCCAUGCUGGGCCGGCGUGCGGAUCUUCAACCAAUCCCGUGGACCAAUCUCCUACACCCCUGACGUGGUACAGGAAGAACAGAAGAAAAGUCUCCUACAGCGCCCGGCUGACCUGACACUCAUAGCAUACCUCAUCCUUGCUGCGCUCUUCACUGUCUUCCGGGGCCUGGUGGUACUUGACUGCCCCACAGAUGCCUGCUUCACCUAUAUUUACCAAUAUGAGCCCUACCUUCGGGACCCUGUGGCCUACCCAAAGUUGCAGAUGCUGAUGUAUUUGUUCUAUGCUCUCCCGUUCUACUGCCUGGCUGCCUACGCCCUCACCUUCCCUGGGUGUUCCUGGCUGCCUGACUGGGCCUUGGUAUUUGCUGGAGCCAUUGGCCAGGCGCAGUUCUCACACAUGGGCGCCUCCGUGCACCUGCGCACGCCCUUCACCUACCGAGUGCCAGAGGACACCUGGACCACCUUCUUUCUGAGCAACCUGCUGUUUGCCCUGGGUCCCCACCUGCUGGCUUUCCGCUGCCUGUGGCGGCCCGCCUUCUUCUUGAAUGCAGAGGCGCUGCCAUUGCCCCAGGACCAAGGCAAGAAGCAGCAGUGAGCAUGCGCAUCUCGAGACUCAGCCUGUGAAGCUGGCGUUGCCCUCCACGGUGUUGGCUGUGGAGUUACGGACAUGUGGAGAAAUUGCAAUCCAGGCCAGAAAGGAGCGUAGGCGCUCUUGCUGCGUCAUUGUGCCUCAAAGGUCACGAGGACUCUGAUGCCCUCUCCUGGGGUCUAGCCUUCACCUCCUCCCAUCUUUUUAAUAAAAGCCCUUCUGAUGUCUACA